UCUGCGGGGCGGAGGUGGGCGGGGCGCCGGCCACGGAGGCUCCUCCGAGCGCCUCUCCCGGCGUCGCGUCUCCCCGGGUCGCCGCGCCUCCCCACGUUUUCACCCCGCCCAGCCUGGGCGCGCUCAGCCGACAGGUUCUUUCCUUGUCUCAGACCUUAGCCGGUCCAGCUACGUUUCUAUUGACUCUCGAGGCCAGAUGGGCGGGGCCUCUGGGCAUCCUGGAGCUGGUGCCUAGCAACAGAGGAGGCAGGCACUCAGGGAGUUAGCUCAACCCCGAGGCCAGUCUGGAAACCCGUCAUGACAGACAAACGCAAGGAGCCUAACAAUGCCCGCUCAAAGAAAAUCCCAAGGCUGCAGGUCCCUGAGGCCCGAGAGAAGACCCUGCAACGCAUCUUUGGGACCAGCCAGGUGUUCUACAGCAUUACUGACGUGAAACCAAGGAUGACAGGGUCAACGGUGCCUGUCAAAGUCAGAGAGUACUACCACCAAGGCCAUCAGUGCCUACAGCAGGAGGACUGGGAGAUGGCUGUGCUCUUCUUCUCCCGGGCUCUCCACCUGAACCCCAAGCUGGUUGAAUUCUAUAUUUUCCGUGCUGAAGCCUUCAUCCAGCUCUGCGACUUCUCCUCUGCCCUGCAGAACCUGCGCAGGGCCUACUCCUACCAGCCGGAGAACAGCAAGUACCUGGAGCGGCUGGCCUUCGUGCUCUACCUGCAGGGCCAGUGCCUGUAUGACCUGUGCGACUUCCAGGAGGCCCUGUAUAUCUUCUUGCAAGCCUCUGAUCUGCAGCCCCAGAACGCCUCCUACAGUUACCGCUGCGUAGCCUGCCUGCUGGCCCUCAAUCGGCAUCAGGACUGCCUCUCACUCGUCACCAGGGAGGUGAAGCAAGGCAGGGCCAGUGCAGACAUCUACAUCCUCCGGGCCCGGAUCUACAACUUCUUCCAGAAGCCCAAGCUCUGCUAUCAGGACCUUAGAAGCGCCUUGCUCUUGGAUCCUGAGCACCCACAGGCCGAAGGGCUGCUCCAGAUGAUGGUGGACCAGGCCAAGCACUGCCUCCAGGACGCCAGCAUCCUGGCCGUGCAAGGCAAACUGCACCGUGCACUGAAACGUAUCAGCUGUGCCAUUGAGAACAACCCGCUGGACCCCAACCUCUUCCUCUUCCGGGGUACCUUGCACAGACGGCUCCAGCAAUUUGACCCAGCUGUGGAAGACUUCCUGAAGGCGCUGGACAUGGUGACUGACAGCCGAGACACCCUGGCGCAGAAGGCACAGCGCCAGCUGCUGCUGACCUACAAUGACUUUGCCGUGCACUGCUACAUCCAGGGCGCCUAUCAGGAGGGUGUGCUGCUGCUGAACAAGGCCAUCAGGGACGAGCAGAACGAGAAGGGCCUGUACAUCAACCGUGGGGAUUGCUUCUUCCAGCUGGGCAACCUGGCCUUCGCGGAGGCGGACUACAAGCAGGCGCUGGCACUGAGCCCACAGGACGAGGGAGCCAACCUACGGAUGGGUGUGCUGCAGGAGAAGAUGGGAUUCUGUGAGCAGACUCGCAGGCAGUUCCAGAGAGCGGAGGACCACUUCUCAACAGCCAUAAAGCACAACCCAGAGAAGGCCCAGUACUACCUGCACCGGGCCAGGAGCCGAAAGCUGCUGCAGAACACUUUGGGGGCCCGCCAGGACAUUGCCACUGUGCUGCUCCUGAACCCCAACCUUCCAAAGAUAACCCCAGUGAUGACCAACCUCUUUCCUGGUAUGUCUGUGGAGGAAGUGCUUAAUAGCCAAGUGGCCCAACUGGCCAAGCUCCAGCUCAGUCAGAUGAUACAAAGUGGUCCGAAGGCCAGCCACCCACAAAGCAUCGUGGCGAAGAGGCUAAUGGAGCGCCAGAAAGCCCGAGCCUUGAUAGAAUCCAGGAGUUGGGAGCAGCUUUUCACUGGUAUCCCAGAAGAGGAAGGAGCUACUCCCCAGACCCCGCAGGGAAAGACCCUGAGAGAUAAGACUGAUCUCAGGAGAGAGGGAGCAGAGGAGAAAAAGGUGAAGAUCCUCAGCAAGGUGUCAUCCCUGUCGGACAGCUACGUGGACCUGACCUCCUCAGGCUCAGUCUUCAGCAUCCUGAGCCUGAGCACCUCAGGGAUGGAGGAAUCAGCCAGUCAGGAGUAUAAGAGCACUUCCAACACAGCUGCACUGUCCUCUGAACGCUUGCUGCCUCAGAACUCAGACCCCAGGGAGCACAGAGACAGCCUGAGCCUGAGCAGGGCCCCCAAGGUCACCCAGUUCUCUGAGAACCUACGCCAGAGCUUCGUUGAAAGCAUACCUGCCCAUGAUCAAAGACGUCACUCCAGCAAGGCAGAGGCCACCCAAAGCCCACAGACAAAGCCCAGGAAGACAGAGCCUUCCCAAAGCCCAGGAAGACAGGGCCCCAGCCAGAGCUCUAGCGUAACAGAAGCCACGGAGUACCCAAAGCCCAGAAAGAACAGGCCUGCCCUAACCCUGAGGCAGAGGCUCAGAAGAGCCAAGGCUGUUCGCGCCCAGAGCUGGAGACCCAAGGCCAAGGGCAACAGCCAGAAGCUAACAAAGACUUCCAGUGGGCUUUCCAAUGUUGGGGGCAGGAGCAUCAAUAGUUUGAGCAAGGCCCAGGACCAGAGUCCAGCACCCAGUAAGGCUGAGGAUAUCUUAAGCUACACUAACAGUACAGGAACAAGUUCCAGCAAUACUGACUCCUUGGAACCGAGCUUACAGCUCAGCAAACGCAAGCAUUCCAAGGACCAGAGCCCGAGCCCUGAGAAGACGGAGGUUUCACCCACCUCUACCAACUAUGCUGCUCCGGGAAACGGCCAGUGAAGGCCUCACUGAGGAGAGAAUAUUUUGCCCGACACCCAGCUUUCAGAAGAGCUGCCUCCUCCAAGGGCAACAAGCAAGCCUGGUCAAUCCUCCAAUCCCAUGGCUAAAUUUAUUAUUCCUGUUCUCUUCCCGUGCAAAAUUAAAAACUUCGAAAUCCA
Molecule: messenger RNA, 2990 nt
Organism: Mesocricetus auratus (golden hamster)
Lineage: Eukaryota; Metazoa; Chordata; Mammalia; Rodentia; Cricetidae
Gene: Ttc16
Product: tetratricopeptide repeat domain 16
Exons: 14
Coding region: 298-2832 (844 amino acids)
Molecular function (GO): protein binding
Source: RefSeq, a predicted model, not a curated record